AUGAGGAGGGCCCGCAUCGUGGGCUUGUGGCUCCUCGCAGCGAGGGCUUGUGCCAAUGCGAACUGUGAUGACGGUGAGUGCGAGCAGCCGGAUGCAACUGGCUUGGUGCAGGUCACUCACAAAAGUAAGGCGAAAGUGAACGAGGCCGAACCAACCAAUCCAGACUUCGGGCCCAAUGUCAUAGUCUUGGAACCUGGGGCGGCCUCCUCGGCGAUCGAGGACCGCCUCCAAAGCCUCUACGAGCAAUACAUCAGCUGGGACGAAGAUGCCCAAUUCGGCGAUCACCGCACUGCCAUCUUAUUGAAACCCGGAGAGCACCAGGUGGAUGUGAAUCUAUGGUACUACUCUGGAGUCCAUGGCCUUGGCGUGAGCCCAGAAGACGUCAUAGUGAAGCCUGGUCUCCGUGGGGAGGGACUUAGAGUCGAACAGCAGCCACCGAGUUACCCGGGCGGUCCUCUGCUCCCGAAUACGAACACCUUCUGGCGCACGAUCGAGAACGUGCAUGUUGCGCAAGGCAAGUUGGACUUCUUUGUUUCCCAAGCCGCGCCACUGAGAUCCGUGAAGGUUGAUGGCAACCUGUACCUGUCUGCCGGAGGUUCAGAUUGGACUUCUGGCGGUGCUUUGAUGAACUCCGACGUCAGCGGAAGCAUAGUGACUGGCACUCAGCAGCAGUGGUACACAAGAGGGACUUUAAUGAGACCGUAUGACCACCCAGCAGGUCAGGGAAGCUAUGCAUGCAUCUCCUGUGUUGAUCGCGAAAGCGGUCUACCGUUCUAUGAUAGUUGGAAUUUCGAGCAGCAUCAGCCAGAUCAGACAUGGCACAGUGGCUUAACGUACAUGGGUGCCCCGGAAGUCUUUGCAGAGAAGCCCUACAUCUUCUUUCACGAGGGACAGUACAAGCUUCGCAUCCCGGAGGUGCUCCAGAAUCAUGCUGGUCCGGACUGGCAGAGCGGCUCAACAGUGGGCUUUGACAAGGUCUUUGUUACAAAAGCCAAGACCACCGCUGCACAAAUCAACACCGCAAUUGCUGCAGGAAAGCACAUUGUGUUCACACCGGCGGUGUACUACUUGGACGAGCCCAUAGUUGUCAACCACCCCAACACGGUUCUUCUCGGCCUCGGCUUUGCAACUCUCAUUCCGCAAAAGUUGCCCAUCUUCAUCGGCAGAGGAGUGAUCGAGGUUGGCAACGUCGAUGGCGUUCGCCUUGCAGGAGUAUUUGUGCAAGCAGGACCGAUGGACUCACCAGACUUUUCGAAGGCUGUCGGUGCUUUGGUCAGGUGGGGCAAGCCCGAGGAGCCUUACGCGGGAACGAAGAGCAAUCCUGGGUUUAUCUACGACUUCAUCGCGCGAGUCGGUGGUCCUGAUCACGAGCCUUCAGGUGUUGGGAACAUGCUGGAGAUCCACAACGGAUGGGUAAUUGGCGACAAUCUUUGGCUGUGGAAAGCAGACCACUGUGUGUCCAACUCAGGCGCACUUUGCAUACCGCAGCGCUAUGUCAACCAUUGCCUUGUGGUCAACGCGGAGAAUGUGCACAUGUACGGCCUCAUGGCCGAGCAUGCGAACGAUGAUAUAGUUGUCUGGAAUGGGGAGAAGGGU
Molecule: messenger RNA, 1596 nt
Organism: Symbiodinium necroappetens
Lineage: Eukaryota; Dinophyceae; Suessiales; Symbiodiniaceae
Source: the annotation of a GenBank genome assembly